This is a messenger RNA of Blastomyces dermatitidis ER-3, 2958 nucleotides long. Its product is annotated as ubiquitin-protein ligase Sel1/Ubx2. Gene Ontology annotation, cellular component: endoplasmic reticulum membrane. The transcript is spliced from 4 exons. Gene Ontology annotation, molecular function: protein binding. The record is from RefSeq and is a predicted model, not a curated record. NCBI's taxonomy places the organism in Eukaryota, Fungi, Ascomycota, Eurotiomycetes, Onygenales, Ajellomycetaceae. Gene Ontology annotation, biological process: ERAD pathway. The coding region runs from base 178 to 2850 and encodes 890 amino acids.
AAUAAAUAGUUAAAUAUGUGGCCAGAAAUAAUAUAAAAAAGCAAGCUAUCUCCGUCGACUAUCAGAACGUCCAUAUAGCAACUUCGGAAUGAAAUCUCGACUUCACAUGGCCAUAGUUGAUGUUAUUUCAUUAGCGGUAUGAGUCACAAUGAUACUCAUUCUUAAAACCACAUUUUCAUGACUGCAGCCAUGAUGAAGCGACCCUGGAGGUGGCAUCUACUGCCAAUAGCUCUGUUAUUGAUACAGGUACUGGCUAUACAAGCUCAAGAUAAACAUGAAGGAACCGGAGCGACUACAGAUAUUAGUAGCGCUCCUCCCGCGUCCGAAACCACACUUCCACACGGGCUUGGGCUAAGUCCUGAACGGAAAAAGCAAGAUGCGGAGGCCCAGGGCCAGCCAGCUGUUGAAGCAGCACGAGACAUUCUUCGCUCUCUGAAAGUGCCAGUCAAAAAGCGUGACCGGCCGUCAGGGUUCCUUGGACAUGCAAUAUACUAUGCGAAAGAGGCCUUUUAUAUAUUAUUCAUGAACAGUCCACCCAUAGACAACAACGCACAACCCGCAGGAGAGAAGAAUAAACUAUCCCCUCAGCUCAAGCAGGUGGUAUCGCUACUUCAAGAAGCCGCGGCCCAAAACAACCCAGACGCAAUAUUUCUCCUAGCGGAAAUGAACUUCUACGGCAAUUUUACGCAUCCACGAAAUUAUCCCCGGGCUUUUGAGCUUUAUAAAUCACUUGCGACGCUGGAAGGGAACAGUACCGCGCAGUACAUGGUUGGGUUUAUGUAUGCGACUGGGAUAGGAGGCGCGGUUGAACGGAAUCAGGGAAAAGCCUUGUUAUAUCAUACGUUUGCAGCUAUGGGAGGGAAUAUAAGAUCUCAAAUGACUGUUGCGUUUCGCCGAUAUCUUGGUAUCGGAACACCCCGCAAUUGCGACCAAGCAGCGUAUUACUACAAACAGGUAGCGGACCAAGCAAUGGCUUACUAUAGGUCCGGUCCACCCGGUGGUCAAAUCCUGGCUAGGGAGUCAUAUCGCUGGUCUGAUGAUGAAGGUGGUGUGUACGGUGAAGGCGCAAGCGUCUCGAGCUCUGGUCCGAAUGCCAAUAGGGAUGGCCACCAUUCCAAUUCUGAUUCGAGCCUUGAAGAUGUGUUGGAAUAUUUGGAUCUCUUAUCGAAAAAGGGUGAUGUGAAAGCGACGUUCACCUUGGGGAAGAUGCAUUACGAUGGUUCAAGAAACAUGAAGAAAAACAUGAGAAAAGCGUUGAGAUACUUUGGUUUGGUAGUGAAGAAAUUCUGGACUAACGACGGAAAGAUUAUCUCGAAUCAUCCCGUAGGGAUUGAGAAGACCGCUGCAAAAGCGGCCGCGCAUAUUGGGCUUAUGUUCUUGCGUGGGGAGGGGGUUGAUCAGAAUUUUGCGAAGGCAAUGACUUGGUUCCAGCGGGGAACGGCGCUUGGGGAUCCGAUGUGCCAGCAUUACAUUGGCUUAAUGUAUCUGAAUGGGUAUGGCGUACCUCAUGACGUUAUCAAAGCUGCAUCUUACUUCAAGGCUGCAGCGGAACAAGACUUUCCGGCUUCUGAAACCAGGCUCGGAGCCUUAUUCCUGGACCAAGGCGAUGUAGCCACAGCAACUCGAUACUUUGAAUUGGCCGCGCGAUAUCGUUGGAUCGAAGCGUUCUACUAUCUUGCUGAAAUUGCUGAGCAAGGGGUAGGAAAAGAGCGUCACUGUGGUAUGGCGACAGCGUACUACAAAAUGGUGGCAGAAGAGGCAGAGGUUAUACAUUCCUCGUUCCACGAAGCUAAUACGGCAUAUGAAAAUGGUGAUAAGGAAACCGCACUAGUUGCUUCAAUGAUGGCAGCAGAACAAGGCUACGAGAGCGCCCAGACGAACGUGGCCUACUUGCUAGAUGAGCAGCGGUCGGUUCUCCCCCUUGAUUCUAUUCUGCCCCGGCCCCGGAAUCGCCGGCCAGCUUUACUCCGAAAUGCUGCUUUAGCGCUUAUAUACUGGACUCGUUCCGCAAGGCAAUCGAACAUCGAUUCCCUUGUGAAAAUGGGAGAUUACUAUUUCCACGGCUAUGGCACACCACCCGACCUUGAAAAAGCCUUCACAUGCUAUCAUUCAGCUGCGGAGGGCUAUCACAGUGCCCAGGCGUUUUGGAAUCUGGGUUGGAUGCAUGAAAACGGUUAUGCCACUGAGCAGGAUUUCCAUAUGGCAAAGAGAUUCUACGAUCUAGCCCUUGAAACGAAUGAUGAAGCUUAUCUUCCCGUCAAGCUUAGCCUAAUAAAGCUACGGAUAAGGAGUUUCUGGAAUCGGAUUACCCAUGGAAAGGCUAAUCCUAUCCGAUCAGAACCAGACGCAAAUCGACACCGAUCACUGAAGGAAUGGAUUAAAGCAUUCAACACGUAUAAUGAAGAGGACGAUGAAGUUCUCAACCAGCACAAAUCGAAACACCGAUCCGAUCCCGAUGCGCCGGAUAACAUACUAUCCGAAGACGGCGCCGCCACUGAUAACAGGGGAGAGACCGCCAGACGUAACCAUGACAGUACCUACUACGACGAGCUUGAUAUGGAUAUCGAUGAUGACAUUUUGGAUAGCCUUAUCAUCCUCGCGCUGGCAGCUACUUUGAUGGUUCUUGUGUACGUGCGACAGCGACGGGGGCUACGAGGCCCCGGUCAGGUAGAUGGAAAUGCUGCAGGUGGUGGGGCUGGAGCCGGAAAUGGCGCAGGGCAGCCCGCUAAUAAUCCCGCAGGUCCUGGUGGCGCUGCUGCUGGGGCGCAGAGGGAGGAGGAUAGAGGACUUUUCCCGCCCCCCGGCGAUCCUGAUUUCGCGGCUUGGGUUGCUGGCGGAGUUGGUCAUUAGACUGAAGUCAAACGAAACACCCUGUGGUCCUUUGUAUUUAAAAUUGAUUUAUAUAAAUUCGUCAUUAUCAUCACAAAUAUUAUUGUUAAGUUAUGAACAAGUGGAACA